CGGUGUGACGCCUGCCCUUUGUGACCCACAGGCUUGGUGAAGACGCCCCAGGCUGGUGCCAGGCCCGUGGGUGCCUGUGCAGGUGCCAUGGCAGGGGGAGCAGGGCUGGCCAAGCGCCUGGGGACGCUCCUGUCGGGGCUGCUGGAGUGCGGCGCCUUCUGCGGCAUCAUCUUCGGCUGGGCCUCCCUCGUCUUCGUCCUCAAGGACCUGGGCUACUUCGAGGGGCUGUGCCAGCCCUCCGCCACCCCCGGCCCCAACCUCACCCUGGGGUCUGACUGCAGUGGGCAGGAUGAGCAGUUCUCCCUGGUCUUCACCAUCGGCUCCUUCAUGAACAACUUCAUGACCUUCCCCAUGGGCGUCGUCUUCGACCGCUUCGGCACCACGGCCGCGCGCCUCAUCGCCAUCUCCCUCUACACUGGCGGAACCCUGCUCGUCGCCUUCUCCACGCCAGAGCUGGCAGUGCUGCUCUUCCCGGCCAUGUCCAUGCUGUCAGUGGGUGGCAUCCUCCUCAUCCUCACCAACAUGCAGGUGGGGAACCUGUUCGGGAACUACCGCUCCAUCAUCAUCACCCUCUACAACGGGGCCUUCGACUCCUCCUCCGCCAUCUUCCUCAUCGUCAAGCUGCUGUACGAGCAGGGGCUGUCCCUGCGGGCCAUGUUCCUGUUCCUGGCAGCCUGCAGUGCCUGGCACCUCCUGCGCACCCUCUUCCUGAUGCCACGCAGCCGCAUCCCCUACCCGCUGCCCCCCAACUACGACUACGGUCUGCAGUGCUGGGGCCGUUCCCGCUCCUACCGAGCCCACAAGGACAAGCAAACGCCGGGAGAGGCCGGACCCGAGGAGACACCCCUGGAACCCCCCAUAGCUCGAGGUGGGGACGUCCCUGGGACGCCAUUCCGGGCCUGCGCCUGCUCGUGGCUCUUCGCCUGGCACGUAGCCUGGCUCUCGGUGAUGCAGCUGCGUUUCCCCCGCAGCACUUCGGGAAGCUCUAUGGGCUGGCCAUGGCACUGUCGGCGCUGGUGGCCCUGCUGCAGUACCCCUGUGUUGCCCUGGUGCAGGGGCCGCUCCAGGGGGACCCCUUCUAUAUGAACCUGGGGCUCAUCACCGUGGUGCUGGUGGCUUUUGUCAGCCCCGUGGUGGUGGCCCGCGAGUGCCAGCGGCGAGCCAAGGAGCUGGGCAUGGCUGGCACCCCCCUGGCAGGGCCCCCCAGCACUGAGAUCCACGCCGAGACCCCGCACUGAGCCCCACGCCCAAACACCUUUUUUGUACCUGCCUGGGGGCGCUGUGCCAGUGGGGUGGGGAUAAUAAACAUCGCUGCCCCCUCUG
This is a messenger RNA of Zonotrichia albicollis (white-throated sparrow), 1323 nucleotides long. The record is from RefSeq and is a predicted model, not a curated record. NCBI's taxonomy places the organism in Eukaryota, Metazoa, Chordata, Aves, Passeriformes, Passerellidae.